AUGUCACAACAUCAAACUACUUCUGCUUCAAAAACUACUAAGUCCACUCAAAAGGUUAGCGCUCCUUCCAUGGACUUUCACGAUGAUGAGAUUCUGGAUAUGGUUCCUCUAUCAGUUAUUCCAUGCGAGGCCCUUGAUUUGAACCAUCCCAUGGAUGCAUCAGCUUCUGCAUGCCCCAAUCAAGGUAACAACUCUAGUAUCCCUUAUAGCUCAACUCAUGCCACUAGUUCUAAGGACGAUAUACACCACACUGAUCGUGUUGAACAACAUAGUGAGAAGAAUGACGAUUCCUCCAGUUCUGAGAAGGACAUGGCUGCUGAAGGUUUGUGCUCCCUAGGGCAAACUAUGUCUGGUAAAGGAAAACCUGUGGCAUCUAAAACUGCCAAUGCUUCCCAUUCUGAGAAGCAUGAUGUUGCAAACGAUAUGAUUAACCUAGAGGAUGAUAUGUCUGAUGAUCAAGAGGAUAACUUACUUCAUCACUUAAAGCCAAGUGUGGCUAAGCGUAUGAAGACUAUAAAAGGAAGAUAUGUGGCUGAACUGAUGUCAGCUAGAAUAGCUAAGAAGGCUGUUGGUGUUGGUCCUUCCAAAUCUUGGAGCAAGGUUGAAGUGAAGAAGAGGAAGGUUAGAGAAGUUUCUGAGUCUGAAGAGGAUGUCGAGGAAGAUGUCCCUAACAUCUCUCCUGUGAAGAAGACCCCUAUGAAGAAGUCCCUUGUGAAAGUUGUUGUUGUGCAUUUGGAUAAUAUUUCUUUCCAUCUUGAGGAUGGAGCUGCCAAAUGGAAAUUGUUAAUUCAAAAAAGGGUGGUUGUGGAAAGGGAGUUAGGAAAGGAUGUUGUUGAAGUCAAGGAGGUCAUGGACCUGAUAAAGUCUGUUGGGUUAAUGAAGACUGAGGUUGGGUUCUCUCAGUACUAUGAGGGUUUAGUUAAGGAAUUCAUUGUCAAUAUUCCUGAGGAUAUUGCUGAUAAGAAUAGCAAGGAAUUUUGCAAAGUGUUUGUGAGAGGUAAGUGUAUCACAUUUUCUCCCACUGUCAUUAACAAUUUUCUGGGAAGAAGAGUUGAGGGUGCAGGUGAAUUGGAAGGUACAGACAAUGAGCUUGCUUACAACUGA
Lathyrus oleraceus (garden pea) is the source of this 1104-nucleotide messenger RNA. RefSeq lists its product as uncharacterized. Bases 1 to 1104 code for a protein of 367 amino acids. The record is from RefSeq and is a predicted model, not a curated record. Lineage: Eukaryota; Viridiplantae; Streptophyta; Magnoliopsida; Fabales; Fabaceae. The transcript has 3 exons.